This is a messenger RNA of Penicillium manginii, 324 nucleotides long. RefSeq lists its product as uncharacterized. Lineage: Eukaryota; Fungi; Ascomycota; Eurotiomycetes; Eurotiales; Aspergillaceae. The transcript has 2 exons. The record is from RefSeq and is a predicted model, not a curated record. The coding region runs from base 1 to 324 and encodes 107 amino acids.
AUGCUACGCUUUCUGCGUCGUUUGCAAACAUCAGCUGGAUCCCAGCGCGUCGUCGAUCGGGAUUGCUGUGGAAUCGCCACAGCAGCAGCAGGGCAGCAUGCCAGGCCUGGAAAAAUUGCUAAUCGGCCACGAGAUGUUCUUUCAGAGAAAGACCAUCGGGGUGGCAAAGGCAGCAAAAGGGGUGAAAAGGCGAGAGGCGGAGGGUCACAUGGUAGUCGUGCCAAUAGAAAAGCCGCGAUGCAAUUGGAGGAGGCCUUGAAGGAAUCCAAGCGACGCAGCCAGGAAGGAAUGGUUCCACCUACGUUUGAAGAGUGGAAAACAUAG